UUUCUAUUGCUAAGCCUCUAUCGGAUCGCGUCUGCGGAUGACGAGAUGGUACUUGUAGAGACCCAAUUAGCUUUCACUGCCGAUUUCUGGAAGCUUAUCAUUUGAUUUCCAAUGUCCCUUUAUUGAAUCUUCGGCCUCCACCUACAGCUCACGAGGCCAAGCUCACGCGACCGAUUCACAAGGAACCAUGAACAACUUCGGGGUCAUCGAACUCGCCAGUGCUAAAACCACUUCGGCUCCCGGCUGGGCCUACGUUCCUGACACUGGCAUACUCCCCGGAUCCAGCGCCUUGCAGCCAGCGAACCGAAAACGAGCUCGCAAUGCACCGGCGGGUGUGACGGUCGGCGAUUUGACGGCGCGGCAAGAAGCCAAGAUUCGGAAGGAGAUUGAGGCUUUGGAGCGAGAUGGUGGAAAGGAUAUUUCGAUUCCGAUACCCGCAAAGAGCGGCAAAGCUCCUGCAAAGCAUACACCGAACGUACGAAAGAUCCUACAGUCGCAGAAGACAUUUUCAAAUCACCUAGAUGAUUUUUUGGCAAUACAAGCGCAAGUCGAGGGCGGCCCGGCUGCUGCGGGUAACAACCGACCAAGCAACGCGAGCUCCAAGCGACCAGCAAACAAACGAGAUGCUACCGCCGCAUCCACACCCACAGGGAGCGCCAAGCCGACGCCCGGCAUACAGGAAGAGGACGUUACAAUGGCAGACGUAGAUCUUCCCCCGGUAUUGGUCGGGCAGUACAGACCACCGCCAGCGGCCCAUCCUGGCGACAACGAUCCUUUACUAGCAUCUCGUGUGCCCGAUCUGCCGUCAGACGAAGAGCUGAGGAAGCUGCUUGCCCACCCACCGCUGACAUAUUAUGAGACUAGAGGCAAGUGGGAGGACAACUACCCUACGCGUGUAUUCUGCGAGGUGUGUGGAUAUUGGGGGCGAGUGCGAUGCAUGAAGUGCGGGACCAGGGUUUGUGCACUGGACUGUCUGGAGACGCAUAGAGAGGAAUGUGUCACCAGAUAUGGGCUGUGAGAUACUUUGAAGCCGACGCGGUGCUGAGGUUUGAAGAUUGGAAGGGACGGGUAUUGUCUGCUUGAUGUGAUGCGAUCAAGGAGUGAGGAUUUGACAGGGGAGCGGCUUUUUUGCACUCCUUUGGGGCGUUUGGACGGAGUUUUUGGUCAAGGAGCGGUACUGAUAACUGAUACCCAAUCUUUUGGAAUGCAAAUUCAUACAUGUUUGAAUGAUUUUACCUGCUUUUGUCUCUGAGUCUACCAUAUCAUUGAAUUGACUCCGAUUUCC
This is a messenger RNA of Trichoderma asperellum CBS 433.97, 1285 nucleotides long. RefSeq lists its product as uncharacterized. The record is from RefSeq and is a predicted model, not a curated record. Gene Ontology annotation, molecular function: nucleosome binding. Gene Ontology annotation, cellular component: Swr1 complex. NCBI's taxonomy places the organism in Eukaryota, Fungi, Ascomycota, Sordariomycetes, Hypocreales, Hypocreaceae. Gene Ontology annotation, biological process: chromatin remodeling.